Molecule: messenger RNA, 7701 nt
Organism: Pantherophis guttatus
Lineage: Eukaryota; Metazoa; Chordata; Lepidosauria; Squamata; Colubridae
Gene: MEGF11
Product: multiple EGF like domains 11
Cellular component (GO): membrane
Molecular function (GO): protein binding
Source: RefSeq, a predicted model, not a curated record
UUCCCACCGAGCCGACCAGGCGCCGGGAAGGACCACCGAGCCCCAGCCGCCCCCGGCCUCUCCCGGCCUCGCCAGCGGCUGCGGCGGCGGCUGUUCCUGCUGCUGCGGCCCCGCGCAUCUCCUCCGCUGCCUUCGCUCGCCGGCUCCCAGCCAGCUUCCAAUGAACAUCUUUUGGAUCAUGGUUCUUCCUUCUGCCUAUCCAUGAAGACGCUGAAUUUGGCCAAUCCGUAGCUACGAGGGAUUCAGAGCAUACCGAAGAUACCGCAAAGAUGGUCUUCCUUCUCUUGUGGUGGAAUUUCAGAGUCUUUGUGCUCUCUCUCCUUCUGAAAAAAAGCCUCUCCUUAAACCCAGAUGAUCCAAAUGUUUGCAGCCACUGGGAAAGCUACGCCGUGACUGUUCAGGAAUCAUACGCACAUCCCUUCGAUCAGAUCUAUUAUACAAGAUGCACAGAUAUUCUCAACUGGUUUAAAUGCACUCGACACAGAAUCAGUUAUAAAACGGCCUAUCGGAGGGGACUGAGGACGAUGUAUCGGCGACGGUCUCAGUGCUGCCCGGGAUAUUACGAGAGCGGGGACUUCUGUAUCCCUCUCUGCACUGAAGAAUGCGUUCACGGACGGUGUGUGUCUCCAGACACCUGUCACUGCGAACCCGGAUGGGGAGGUCCAGACUGCUCCAGCGGUUGUGAUCAGGACCACUGGGGCCCUCACUGCAGCAACCCUUGCCAGUGCCGGAAUGGAGCUCUGUGCAACCCCAUCACUGGCGCCUGCGUGUGUGCGCCAGGAUACAAAGGAUGGCGCUGCGAGGACUUGUGUGAGCCGGGAACUUACGGGAAAGCUUGCCUGCUCAAGUGCCAGUGUCAUAAUGGGGCAACCUGUGACCACAACACAGGAGAAUGUCAUUGUGCACCUGGCUACACGGGAGUUUUCUGCGAAGAGCCGUGUCCUCCAGGCAGCCACGGAGUCCAGUGCGAACAGCGAUGCCCCUGCCAGAAUGGAGGAACCUGUCACCACAUCACGGGAGAAUGCACCUGUCCCCCAGGAUGGAUGGGUUCUGUGUGCGCGCAGCCUUGCCCAUCAGGGACCUAUGGGGUUAACUGCAGCCAAGAAUGCCCCUGCCACAAUGGAGGACAAUGCGACCACGUGACAGGGGUCUGCCUGUGUACUGCAGGGUAUAUGGGAGACAGGUGUCAGGAGGAGUGUCCGGUGGGGACCUUUGGCUUCCAGUGUAUGGAGAAGUGCAACUGCGAGAACAGAGCCAAGUGCUACCACGUCAACGGAGCGUGCCUGUGUGAUCCGGGCUUUAAGGGCAUCCAUUGUCAGGAGCGGAUCUGUCCCGAGGGAUACUACGGGCUGAAAUGCAACAAACAGUGUCCGUGUCAUGCUACUAACACAGUCAGUUGCCAUCCUCUGUCUGGCGAAUGCAAUUGCAAAGCUGGUUGGGCAGGCCUUUACUGCAACGAAACGUGUGCGCCAGGGUUCUACGGUGAAAGUUGUCGCCUUGUUUGCCAUUGUCAAAAUGGAGCAGAUUGUGACAGCAUCACAGGGAAAUGCACCUGUGGACCAGGAUACAUGGGAGAGAUCUGCUCGGUUACGUGUCCUCCUGGGAGCUAUGGAAUCAAUUGCUCUUUGGCCUGCAAUUGCAAGAAUGAUGGCAUGUGUUCCCCAGGAGAUGGCUCCUGCUUCUGCAGAGAAGGGUGGCAAGGAACCGACUGUUCCAUUCCGUGCCCGAGCAACACGUGGGGUCUUAACUGCAACCAGACGUGUUAUUGUGCCAACGGAGCUGCGUGUGACCCGGUGGACGGAUCUUGUCUUUGUGGUCCUGGGUGGCAAGGAGAAAUCUGUGACCAGCCCUGCCCUGAUGGGACGUACGGCCUGAACUGCAGCGAACGCUGUGAUUGUGACCACGCAGAUGGGUGUGAUCCUUUGACUGGCUAUUGCUGCUGUCUUGCUGGCUGGACAGGCAUCCACUGCGAUAGCGUGUGCUCGCCUGGCCGCUGGGGACCCAACUGUUCCAUUGCCUGCAACUGUGAAAAUGGAGGUUCCUGCUCUCCGGAAGAUGGUAUCUGUGAGUGCGCCCCAGGCUAUCGUGGACCCAUGUGCCAGAGAAUUUGUCCCCCUGGUUUCUACGGGCUUCACUGCAACCAGAUUUGUCCCCAAUGUCUCCACAGCACACUUCCCUGCCAUCAUGUCACGGGCCAAUGCGAUUGCCUGCCAGGGUUUUUCGGCCCCCUCUGCAACCAAGUGUGUCCAAGUGGACGAUACGGGAAGGACUGUGCUGAGUUGUGUUUGUGUACAAACAAUGGGACCUGCAAUCCUACAGAUGGCUCUUGCCAGUGUUUCCCAGGAUGGAUCGGCAAAGAUUGCUCACAAACUUGUCCAGUGGGCUUUUGGGGAAGCGAUUGUUUUCACUCGUGCAGUUGUCACAAUGGUGGGACGUGCAGCCCCCAGAACGGAGAAUGCCGAUGUACCCCUGGCUGGACGGGUCCCUACUGUUCGCAGAGAUGUCCAGCUGCCUUUUAUGGAAAGAACUGUGCCAACGUCUGCCAGUGCCAGAACGGGGCCGACUGCGACCACAUCACCGGGCAGUGCACCUGCAGAACUGGCUUCACCGGAAAACAGUGCGAGCAGAAGUGUCCGCAAGGAACGUUUGGUUACGGCUGCCAGCAGCUCUGCGAAUGCAUGAAUAACGCCACCUGUGACUAUGUUACAGGGACCUGUUACUGCAGCCCCGGGUUCAAAGGGAUCAGGUGCGAUCAAGCGGCUCUCAUGAUGGAAGAAUUAAAUCCCUAUACUAAAAUUAGCCCAGCUCUUGGAUCUGAGAGGCAUUCAGUGGGAGCAAUCUCUGGAAUUAUUAUCCUCCUGCUAAUUAUUAUGGUUUUGCUGGCACUGUUUGUGUGGUAUCGACGUAAGCAGAAGAAAGGGCACGACAUGCCAAGCGUCUCGUACACUCCGGCCAUGAGGAUGACCAACACCGAUUACUCACUCUCCGACUACGUGAAGGAAUCCGCCCACAGCUCCAGCUCCGCUUCCCUCAACAGCAGCGAAAACCCCUACGCCACCAUCAGAGACCCCCCCAUCCUGACCCGCAAAACGCCCGAGAACAGCUAUGUGGAAAUGAAGUCUCCUGCCCACCGGGACGCGUCGUAUUUGGACAUGCCAACCUCUUCGCCGGCUCACAAAAACAUCUACGACGUUGAGCCCACGGUCAGCGUGGUACAAGAGAUCCGUCUCCGCAAUGCUGGUUACAUCCAAAAUCCAUACGAUCUUCCCAGAAACAGCCACAUCCCCAGCCACUAUGACAUUGUCCCACUAAGACACAGCCCGACUCACGGGACACUCUGGGAUAAGCCAUCUUAAAGGGCCAGGCCACCCGGACAUCCCAACUCAACCCAGCCUCCCCCAACCAUGUGCCAUGUGAGCAUUGUUCUCGGACACAACAAAGACGACAAUCUUUUUUCCGUUUUAUCCUGCUGUAUAUGCGAGGAAAAGGAAGAGUACCCAAAGACAAUUGUUGGGGCCCACUUGCUUCUGCAUGAAAACUCUUUUAUUAUUUGACAAAAAUAAUUUUAUACACGUUGCAGGAAAAGAAAAGAAAAAAACCCAAGAAAGCUCCUUUGAGUUCAACAGCAGAAAGACGACAUCGGAAAGCCAUUUAUCUCCAAGGUCAACUCUGGACCAUUUGUGCGAUUUUUUGUUGUUGUUUUUUUUGCUUUAAAAAAAAUGGAGGGGGACAGACGUGAGAAAAUACCCUUUUGCUGCAAGUUCUUAUAGCUGUAUCUAUACUAUAUUAUCAUCUGCUUAAAGAAUUCUUCUUUUCUAAAAAAAAUAAAUAAAAGAGAGAGAGAGAGAGACAUGACCUUCAGAUAUUGGGAUAAGUUAUGAAGCCUCCUGGGUAGUCCAGAAAGUACUUCUUCAAGGAACUCAAGAGAUAAGGUGCUUUAGAAAAUCACUGCCGCCAUAACUUGGUACUCUUUCAUUCUAUACGGAGUGAAGGAUUCAGUUCUUUUAUGGCUGCAGAACUUCAGAAAUUCUUCUUGGUCUACAGAGUUUAUGGAAGGUUAAGUUCAUAAGCGCUUUACUCUACUGAGCAUGACGUCUUCUGCUCCUCGCCCACCCCGUGCAUCCAUUGAUUGUUCCACCUUUAGGAGCUGGUCUCCAUCCAUCCAUCUUCACGAGAUGGGAUUGAAAGAUGCUAAUCUGCAACCGAAUCCGUGCCAGUCUGUUCUCAGGUGGCAUCGGCAGUGUGUGGAUUGGGACAAAUCUCGAGAUGCUUGUUUUCUCUGGCAAUGGAAUGAAUAGGAGAUGGGCUGGACGAAGCUAAAGCACAGGAGUCAAAAAGCAGCCAGGGACUCCUAAUUACACUUUUGGGUCCUUCUGCUGAUAAAGAUGGCAUGCUUGCGAUGCACCAAGGAUUAAGUCCAUAAAAGAUGUCCAUCGAUGGCCUUAUCCAAACAAGCAUGACAACUGUCUAAACCUGAAUUGGACGCUGGUGGCAUCCUUCAUCAACGUGGUUUACUCUAGUAGAGAUGGACUACAAGAACUUUCCUUGAUCUUGGUGUUCUCCAGAUGUGUAGACUUCCGUUCCCAGAACUCUUCAGCAAUAGUCGUUGGCCAAAGAAUUACGGAGAUUCAAUCCCUACAUAAGAAGAGCUACCAAGUAAGAGAAGGCUGUAUUUCAUCAUCCUCCUUCCCAGUCUCAGGAUGACUGAUGUCCGUGUUAAAUGGAAGUGAUGGAACCCAAAAUUCGACACAGCUGGAAAACACAGACGAGGAAUGUCUACAGACCGACCAGUUCAGGGAUCUGAAGCAGAGAUCCUUCCCAACCUUUCCUGAAGAUGCCAUGCAUAGAACUUGAGAACUUGUGCAUGCCAAGCAGAUUUCAGCUGUGGAGCUAUGCCUUUCCCUCAAAUCAUUCUAUUAUAACAAGAUCAACUACACACCAUUUCAAGAUUGUUUCUGCAUCAUAGGUACCUUCUAUCUGUUUGAUUGCAGUCAAAUUUCAGCUUGGUUAUAUGCUGGUGAUUUGCGUGUAGAUCUUCUUGGAUAUGAUCUAAUGUUGAUAAUUGUAUAAUCUUUUCAUCCAACAAAUGUUAAUAUAGUGAAAAAGAUGCCUUUCACCAAGAAAUGUCCAUAUACCAUUAAGGCACAAUUGAGUGGAAUUUGUAAGAAAAAGGGAAAUGAAAAAAAAAAGGCUUACUCAGACAUGACAAAAGGUAUCAGACCCGCUGUUCAGAAGCGUUUGCAUCUGAUCAGGAUUCAUUCGGGUGGAUGAAUCCAAUUUAUUUAAUCAGAAAUAAAUUGGAUAACACAACGCAGCUACUGACCGUAUUAUCAGCAUCGCGAAGGAGGGGGGUCAAUGAACCUUUUCAGGUGGGAGGUAUUGCUUCUCAUGUGAUAAUAUGCAAUUAGAAACAAAAUAUCGCUUACUGGAUCUUCUCCAUUCAUGUCUGAAAUCUCAUGAGAUCUUAUUUAGGGAUAUAAGGAUCUUGCUAGGUUUGGUGACUGUGUAAAAUAUAGAAGAUAGAGUUCAAGGGGUCAGUGGAUCUGUUGCAGACCCCAAAUGGAUAAUCCAUUGUAUAUAUACACUAGUAGCAAGGUAACAGUUGUGAAGGCCACAGACUUGAAUAUUUUGUCAGUCAGAUUUGCUGCCGAUAGCAUAGACUAGACUGUCAUCUCCAGAUGUGGGAUUAAAAACCCCUAGAUUUGGGUGUAACACCUGGGAUGGCUGAGCAUUGAAAAUUCUUGGCUCGAUGACCCCAAGAUCUCUGACCCAUUUGAAGGUAGCUUCCGCAGCUCCUGAAAAAGUUAGGAUCAGAAUUGCGGAGUAGGAAGAGACCACAAGGAACGUGUAGUCCAACCUUGUUCCCUGUUUUUAUGGAAACAACUGCUUUGAACUUUCUUGAACAUGAUGCCAAGCCAGUUCAUUCAACGAGAGGCAUAGAUGCCAGUUUGUCAACCAUAUCAACUUGCGGGGGAUCUAAGAGGGCCAUGUUUGCAGACAAAGAGAUGCUCUCACAUUAGCUGGAAGAGCUAGGGAACCGGCAAGGCUAUAGAGGGGAAAGAAUGGGGCAACACUUCUCAUCAAACGGAUGCAGAGAUGGACCCAUCUUCCCACACUCCAUGUCCAUCUGGAGAACCAAGAGCCCAGCAUUGGAGUUCUGCUGUGGUUAGUAACAGGUAUUGGAAUAUUGUAGGAGAGCCAAGUUAGUUUAUGGUAAACUAAUCAAGAGUCCGGCUCACCAAUUUUAUUCCAAAGCAUAAGCUUGGAGUUUCAGCCAAAAGUUAGGCUUGCUAGUAAUGUUAGGGUAAUUGUAUUGAUAGGACAGGUAGGGAAUCGAGGAGCUAAGAGCAGAAAACACCUUCCGCAGAUGGCUCGCCUUGGACUGGCAGUAGAAGAAUUUUAAUCCAAACCAUCUUCAGAACUAACACUGGUGUCACCUCCACUAGGUAGACCAGACCAGGAAACCCACUCUGCGGGAAGGCUACAAGUAAUUUUUUUGAGGUUGGCUUUUAAGAACAGAAGUAUUGCAAGUCUGAUUGUGCUGCGCCUUCUCCUCCUUACAACUGCGGGGAAUUAGGGAGGUGUCUGCUUGAGCGGUUUCUAAAUAUUAUCUUGUUCCGGACUUUAAAACAAAUGAUUCAACCCCUUUUUGCCUAUGCAAGAAUUCCUGAGUGGGUCUAUCAAGCUCACCUCGUUUCUGUCUACCAUGGCAGAAGGAAUGCUUGGAAACCGAGUAGUUUAGUGAAAUUCAACGAAAGCCAAGGGGGGAGGACUUUUUGGGGAGGGAUUGGUGGGAAAGGAAAGCCUAAUUCCAAAGCGAAGCAAAGGUGGAUUUCUGUACUGGUCAGCGGAUGGAGCAAAAAUGCACCCCGGUGAGAUUUUUAGGAGAAUGAUUUUUUUUUUUCCACAGCAGAGGGGAAAAAAAUGUAAUUAUUUACACGAAUGCUGCAUGUGUGCAUGGGGAAAACUAUGAUCUAUUGGCAAUAGCUGUUUUACUUUCCAAGAGAGCCUUAUCCAAAAAUAUAUUUAAAAAGUAGAACUUUAUUUUGUAGGACCUGUAGGGAUAUAUAUUUUAAAUACAUGUAUAGGGGGAGGAGGGGAAAUAAAAGUCUUACCUCAGUAAUUAGCAAAGGGGGGAAAAAUCCUCCAUGAAGGCUUUUUUUUAGUUUCAAUUGGGCAAAUUCAUAAUUAAAUUGACUUGGAAAUUUAACAUACCGACCUAAAUAAAAGUCAGGAAUAUGGACUGCUGCACUUUUCAAGGAAGACAUACCUGCAAGAUACAAGAAUGCCCAGGACCAAUCUGGUCCUGAUGGGAGGUAUGGAUGCAAAAUAUGGGUAAUCUAUAGAAGCUUAUCCGGUUCGUAAAACGUAUGCAAGUUUUCAGGUGAACGUUUUCUCCAGCAGGAGAAAUGACGGCUGCAGAUCCAGGGAAUGUUUAUGCUGCAUUCGAGACUGCUGUACUAUGUAACGGAGUGUCCUAUGGCCAAAAUAAAGGGGUAGAGAAUACGUAGGAGAAAAAAAAAAAAAGGCACAUUACAUCCAGCAGGAGGCACUGAAAAGCAGACCCGUUCCUUUAAAGGAGAAUACAAACGUUGUAAUGGCAAUACUUUUUUUAAAGCAAGACGUAUUUGUAAUAUUUGUUGACCAAACAAAAGGUAAUACACCUUGUUAAAAAAAUAAACUGAAUUUCUCUCUGUUGCA